This is a messenger RNA of Anisakis simplex (herring worm), 237 nucleotides long. NCBI's taxonomy places the organism in Eukaryota, Metazoa, Nematoda, Chromadorea, Rhabditida, Anisakidae. The record is from the annotation of a GenBank genome assembly.
AUGUUUUACGUUUUCGAAGAUGUGUGCGUUUUGUGGUCUGAUGGAAAAAAUGGAAUGACAUCGGAUUUUGCUGGGCUUUCACCAUACAGACAGGACAAAUUUGACCUGCCAGCUGAACUCAAUGUUUCGAGUUACUUAGCCGAGAGUGAUAUCGCUUUGGAUUUUCCGAUGGAAUUGGUGGACUUUUGGGACUGGUGUUCCUACAAUUCAAUUCAAGGUGCUUUUAUUCAACGUUGA